This is a messenger RNA of Elaeis guineensis (African oil palm), 520 nucleotides long. Its product is annotated as inactive protein RESTRICTED TEV MOVEMENT 2. Gene Ontology annotation, biological process: cellular response to heat. Lineage: Eukaryota; Viridiplantae; Streptophyta; Magnoliopsida; Arecales; Arecaceae. The record is from RefSeq and is a predicted model, not a curated record.
GAAGUUCUAAGACGGAAACUAAGCAAAGGAGGCUCACAUGGAAACAAAGGCUGCCGCUGCUCAACUUGUGUACGAAGAUUUUGUCCCCUCACAUGAAGUGGUUCGAGGGGAAGGAAUGGAUACCCUCGUCUUCAAGCUCCCAGAAUUUAAGAAAGAGCAAAUCAGGGUUCAAUUUGAGAACUUUGAGAAUCUGAGAAUUAGUGGGGAGCGUCCUCUUGGAGACAACCGGUGGAGUCGAUUUCGCAAGGACUUCCAACUGGAGGGCUGCAAUGAGAUCCGUUAUAAGUUUGAGAAUGGGCGUCUCGAAGUGAGCGCAUUCCCAAAGUUUCUUCUAAAAGAAGUGAAGAAAGGCAAGGAGAAGAUCUUGGUUAAUAUAAUUACGGCUGUUGUGAUCUUGGUUAUGAUGGCAUUGUACAUGACCUCCAAAAUCUAAGCUUUGCAUGUUUCCAUCGGGACAUUGGAGGCGUUUGUGAUUUAUCAGAUGUAUAUGAUAUCUAAAAAGAAAAUAAGGUGAAGAAUU